Mytilus californianus (California mussel) is the source of this 1187-nucleotide messenger RNA. RefSeq names its product guided entry of tail-anchored proteins factor 1-like. The record is from RefSeq and is a predicted model, not a curated record. The transcript is spliced from 5 exons. Lineage: Eukaryota; Metazoa; Mollusca; Bivalvia; Mytilida; Mytilidae. The coding region runs from base 26 to 529 and encodes 167 amino acids. Gene Ontology annotation, biological process: tail-anchored membrane protein insertion into ER membrane.
CGUUGAAUAAUUCUCUGAAAAAAAAAUGUUUUUGCUGAUACUAGUUCUAAUUUUGGUGAUUUUGUUUAAUAUUAUGUCGAAUUUUACCCAGAUAAUUUCUAAACAACUGAGUAAGAAGAUAUACCCUGUAAGUGAUACAGAACUGAACAUAAGAUCACAGAUUAAAGAUCUGAAGACAGAACAAGAUGGGGUACAUAUGGUGGAUGAGUUUGCCAGACAUGCAAAGAUACAGAGGAAAAUUGAUAAAUUGUUAACUCAAGUUAAACAACAAACCUCAGAUAGAAACAACAAAUGUGCUAUGGUUGGUUUUGCAGUACAAAUAGGCAUCUAUGUUUUACAUGCUUUAGUAAUGAUUUCAUUAAUGAUUUCAUACAGACAAGAACCAUUACUACAGUUCCACCCAGAAUGGUUUUAUCCAGUACAGAAAAUAGUAGCAUUUCCCACAGGUGUUUCAGGAGGACUUGGUAUUGGAUGUUGGGUUUUAGUUUGUAAUUCUGUUAUAUACAGAAUAAAAAUGUUUAUAGAAUGAUGUGGUUAGUGCCCCCAAAGACUUGUGUUCAAAGAAUCCAUGUGCCAUUGAUUGUUUUGAGAAGAAAUAUCAUGGUUGAAGAUUUCAGGAAAAAUUGAGUGUAAAUUAUAAGAUUUAUUCUAGUCAGAGACAGGAGGGAUACAUAUGGUUAACUGAGCUGAUAUAUAGAAUGAAUGAGAUUCCAAAAAAUGGAAAUGCCAGAAAGAAACUAUCUGAAAAUACAUAUCAAUAUGAGGUUUUUGUUGUAGAGAAAAUAAUGCAAAGAGUUAUAUUAUCAACAUGUUUUAUUUCUAUUUUAUUCCUAUGGGAUAGGAUUUUAUUUUGACAAUUUUAACAUUGCUGUCAAAUGUAAAUAUGAUUAUCUCCCUUUGACUAUUAUUUAAAAAAUGAACAAAAAUGUAUGUUAGCCAUUGUUAAUUGGUUAAAUAAUCUGAUGUUACUCAGUAAGUUUGUGUCUUGAUAUGAUAUGCAUAUUCGUGUAUUUAUCAACUGUCAGUGGACAUGAAACUUACUCUAUAAAGUUUUGUAGUCUCACCACUGUAGUUGUAGAAACAAUGCAUGCUUUCUGAUUGACAAUGUUUGAAUUCUAUACUCGUUUUGUUAUUGACUAGUUAGAUACAAUUGUUAUUUAUAUAUAAAUGCUUUUAAAUAUAGUAAA